UGUUAAGCUGAACAUGGGCAUCAUGAUGAACAAAGGGCAAGUCUUCUUGUUUGGAAUCCUGCUCAGUGCCGUGGUACUUACAGAAUCAUCAAGAGGGAUAAAAGAGCCAAGACCACUGAAACCUGGGACAUGUCCCCCACAGAGGCAUAAACCAGCGAUAUUUCCAUUCAGAUGUGUCUCUACUUGCAAAAAUGAUGAUACAUGUACAGGGGACAAGAAGUGCUGUUUCGAUAACUGCCAAAAGAUUUGCAAGCCGCCUGCGCAGGAAAGACCAGGUGAAUGUCCUAUAGAAACUAGAUCAAACGCAACCGACUGUUAUGACUUCUGCACCGAUGACAAUGAAUGCUCGGGUGGAGGGAAGUGCUGUCCGAGUAGUUGUGGGCGGAGUUGCACAUCCACUGUACAAGUGAAGAAAGGUUUCUGUCAACAGGAACAACUCCUAAAAUGCAGCGUAAUGGAGGCAGAUUAUUGCGGUUCUGAUAAAAAUUGUUACAGAGGUGAAAAAUGUUGUCCAAAGCUAUGCCGCAAGGAGUGUCAGCCGGCGCUGAAAGAGAGAGCAGGUACAUGUCCUGUAUCCCCACCAACCUGCUCCAAUGAUGCAAAGAAAGUUUGCCAAACUGACUACGACUGCGCCAUGUUUUAUAAGUGUUGCCAAACCAAUUGUGGAUUUCAAUGCCUGAAAGCAGUAAAUGUGCCAUCCUUCCUUGUAUAUGGAACAGCGAUACCAGUCUUUAACCUCCAGCCUGGACCUAGCCGGACAUAAGAAAUGUUGUUUCAGCCUUGCACGUGUGUGUAAUGUUUAAAUAACCUAUGUAUAUUUGCCCACAUGCAACAAAUACAUAUGACAACUACAGAAAGUGCAUAUUUAUGUGUAUAUACCUGAAUUUUGGCUUUAUUUUGUAAUGUGAUGGGGUUGGAGCUCUAAUGCCUGGGUUUGUAAAAUAUUUAUUUGUAACCUCAACAAAAGUAAAAUAAAGUUAAAGUUAAAUUGUA
Messenger RNA from Xenopus tropicalis (tropical clawed frog), 993 nucleotides. RefSeq names its product WAP four-disulfide core domain protein 3-like. Gene Ontology annotation, molecular function: peptidase inhibitor activity. The transcript is spliced from 6 exons. The coding region runs from base 14 to 763 and encodes 249 amino acids. Lineage: Eukaryota; Metazoa; Chordata; Amphibia; Anura; Pipidae. Gene Ontology annotation, cellular component: extracellular region. The record is from RefSeq and is a predicted model, not a curated record.